Messenger RNA from Periophthalmus magnuspinnatus, 5206 nucleotides. RefSeq names its product lysine (K)-specific demethylase 4B (gene kdm4b). Gene Ontology annotation, molecular function: histone H3K9 demethylase activity. NCBI's taxonomy places the organism in Eukaryota, Metazoa, Chordata, Actinopteri, Gobiiformes, Gobiidae. Gene Ontology annotation, cellular component: nucleus. Gene Ontology annotation, biological process: chromatin remodeling. The record is from RefSeq and is a predicted model, not a curated record. The transcript is spliced from 22 exons. The coding region runs from base 147 to 4004 and encodes 1285 amino acids.
AAAAAAAAAACACAGGUUAGCCUCAGCUGUGGCUAAUGCUAGAGGAAAAUUGAUCCAAGAAAACGAAACCAAAUCGGUGGAUCUGACCAGGAGUGUGGCCUUUAUUUGGUGCAGGAGAUUUACCUGCAGGUUUGUGAGGUAUCGUUAUGGCUACUGAGGUGCCCAUGGAACAGGGCCCCACCCCUGUAUUACCUCCUGAUCCUGAUCCUAGUCCCCCCCAAGAAGAGAUGGUACUCCAUGGCCAACCGAUAACCUCACCUCCUGAGCCUUCACAAACUUUGGAGCAAGUUACUUCCCUGGGACAGGCUGCACCAGAGCGCCCUCGACAAUGUGACCCACAGCCCACCCUAGUCCAGCUUCUGGCGUCAACUCCUGUCAAUGCUCCUGUCACUUGUCCUGUCUCUGUUCCCAUCUCUGUUCCCAUCUCUGUUUCCCUCUCUGCUCCCGUCUCUGCUCCUGUCUCUGCUCCUAUUUCUGCUCCUAUCACUUCUCCUGUCACGGCCCCUGAUGUAGCUCCUGUCUUGGGCCAUGAUUCAGCCCCUGUCUCCGGCGCUGUUCCUGGUUCACAGGUGCCACCAGCCCCUCUGGUUCCUCCGGCCAGCACCAAGAAUCCUAGCUGCAAGAUCAUGACGUUCAGACCCACUAUGGAGGAAUUCAAGGACUUUUCCAAAUACAUCGUCUACAUGGAAAGUCAAGGAGCUCAUCGUGCUGGCCUGGCAAAGGUAAUUCCUCCCGAAGGAUGGAAACCCCGAAAGAAUUAUGAAACAAUUGAGGACAUGGUAAUUCCAGCUCCCAUCACUCAAGUAGUAACUGGCCAGUCAGGCCUGUUCACACAAUAUAACAUCCAGAAGAAGUCCAUGACGGUUGGUGAAUAUCGCAAACUGGCCAAUAGCAAGAAAUACUGCACUCCUCGCCACAAAGACUUUGACGACCUUGAGAGGAAGUACUGGAAAAACCUCACUUUUGUAUCACCAAUCUAUGGGGCUGAUGUUAGCGGCUCCAUUUAUGAUGAGGAUGUCCAUGAAUGGAACAUUGGUCAUCUAAACACACUACUGGACAUGGUGGAGCAGGAGUGUGGCAUUGUCAUUGAAGGGGUCAAUACGCCUUACCUAUAUUUUGGGAUGUGGAAAACAACAUUUGCUUGGCACACAGAGGACAUGGAUCUCUACAGCAUCAACUACCUACACUUUGGACAACCAAAGUCCUGGUACUCCAUUCCUCCUGAACACGGCAAGAGGCUUGAGAGACUCGCCCAAGGCUUUUUUCCAGGCAGCUCACAAGGCUGUGAUGCCUUCCUUCGCCACAAGAUGACGCUGAUAUCUCCGUCCAUUCUGAAAAAAUAUAGUAUCCCCUUUGACAGGAUCACUCAGAACGAGGGAGAGUUCAUGAUUACUUUUCCCUAUGGUUAUCACGCCGGUUUCAACCACGGCUUCAACUGCGCAGAGUCCACCAACUUUGCCACACUGCGUUGGGUGGAUUAUGGCAAGAUGGCUACACAGUGCACGUGCCGUAAGGACAUGGUGAAGAUCUCCAUGGAUGUGUUUGUGCGCUGCUUGCAGCCUGAGCGCUAUGAGCUGUGGAAACAGGGCAAAGAUACCACAGUGUUGGACCAUCUGAAGCCCACUGAGCUGAACAGCCCUGAGCUGGAGCAAUGGAAGAAGAGCCGCGUGGAGCACAGAGCCAUUGCCCUUCGCAAGGCCAUGCAGAAGAUGAAGCAGUUCAGACGGCUCAAACUGGACGAAGUGAAGCUGCUGGCGGAGGAGGGCAUAGAGCUGGAUGCAGUCAGUUACCAGCGGCAGGUGGAGGAGCGCGAGGCUCAGCGCAGACAGGAGCGUGCUGAUCGGCUGGCCAGAGAGGCUAUGCAAACACUGGAGGCCAUAGAGCUGAAGGAGCAGGAGGCUGCAGCCAAAGCAGCAGAGGAAGCUCUUUACAAUGAUGAAAUUGAGGAGAAGAACCAACUAAAGCAGCAGAGGAAAAUGGCACAUCUCCACAGCGCCAUCACUGGGUUUGAGGAAGAAUUUGCAGCAUUUGCUAAAUCUGGCCUAACAGGUGUCCAGGUGGGGAACACGAUCAAAGAAGAAAAUCAGGAUGUAGAUAUUACUCAGUCAAGUUUCUCCAAAAUAAAAAUGCCCGCAGAGGUGAUGAAGAGCCGGCGUCACCCACUGAGCAAGCCACCGAUGCGAUCGCCCAUGUCCAUCGUCAAACAAGAACCCACCAGUGACAAGGAUCUUCCCUCUCGCACGUCACCAGACGAGGCGAAGAAGCAAGAACCCAUUUGGCAGAACAUCUCACAGAAGGGCUUUAAUGCUGCAGUGGCAGGACUCAGCCCACACUGUGCAAUCUGCGCCAUGUUCUGUCCCUAUGUCAAGAACGGAAAAGACCUAUCAAAAGAGCCUCCAAAAACCAAGGGAAGCAGAACUCGACCCCUUGUUCCUGAAAUGUGUUUUAGCGCUGGAGCCGGGAAUACUGAGCCUCUUCCAACCAACUCCUACAUUGGAGAUGAUGGCACGAGCGUUCUCAUCAGCUGCUCAACUUGCCUCGUACAGGUUCAUGCCAGUUGUUAUGGUGUGAAGCCAGACUCUGUGAGCGAUAACUGGAUCUGCUCCAUGUGUGCAGCAGGUGCUUUCACUGUGGAGUGCUGUCUCUGUAACCUGCGAGGAGGGGCUCUGAAGACUACCACUGACAAUCGGUGGGUCCAUGUGAUCUGUGCCAUAGGUGUGGCCGAGGCUCGCUUUGUCAACGCUCUUGAACGAGAACCGGUCGAUGUCAGCGGUGUUCCUGAAACGCGCAAGAAUCUGAAAUGCGUUUACUGCCUGGGUCAGAAUUUCCAUCAGAACCGCGGAGCUUGUAUCCAGUGUUCCCAUGAGAACUGUGCCACGUCCUUCCACGUCACCUGUGCCCAAAUCGCCGGCGUCAUCAUGAAACCUGCAGACUGGCCCUACGUCGUGUCCGUAACCUGCCACAAGCAUAAAAAGGCACCGCCAAAGCCUCGAGUAGCACCCAAAGGUCCCCAGGGUCCAUCUCUGGGACAGAGGGUGAUUGGGCGCAACGCUGAUGGCUGGUACUAUCACUGUACCAUCAUCGGCAUGGCAACGCAGACAAUGUAUGAGGUCAACUUUGACGACGGUUCAUACUGUGACAACCUGUACCCUGAAAGCAUUCUGAGUCACGACUGUCUGCGUAACGGUCCACCGGAGAGGGGAGAGCUGAUCGUGGUCAGCACAACCGAGGGUCAAGUUUUGAACGCCGCCUUCAUCAGAGAACACAUUCACAAGUUUUACCAGGUGGAGUUUCAGGACCAGAGCCAGCUGAUGCUCAAACAUCACGAAAUCUACAGCCUGGAACAAGACCUGCCUAAACGCGUCCGAACUCGACUUGCUAUACUCUCAACAGAACCCCCCUCUGCACAAGAUGGCAGCACUGCAGCAAAGCGCCGCUGUCUGCCGUCUGGUACAGCCUCUGCCUCCCGCGCAUCAGUCCCUGCCCCCCCUGCCCCACUCUCUGCCCCGGUCCCUGCCCCAAACUACUCCCCAAACUCCACCCCUAUGAUCCCCAUGGAAACAACACAUGCAUCCUCUAAUCCAACAGCAACAGCAGCCUCUACCGCAGUCCCUCAUAGUAUUAACUCAUCAACAGUGACCUCACUCCCUCUGAGGCAGGUCAGCCCUUUGCUGUCCCAGGACGUCCCAGCCCUGUUGCCCCCGGAGAUGUCUGCUCAAACCAAUGGUCUACACAUGAACAGUAUUGGUGCAAUGGACACGAGCGUAGCACUUUCAGACCCUCUCGCAGUGUCACCCCUCACGACUGACCCCACCCUGGGACUGCAGGCCACGCCCUUUCAGUCCACAUUGAACUCUGACCCCCUCCUGUCCACGCCCUCACCCCCCCUGCCCGCUCAGCAUAUGUCCCACAGCUACACAGCCAGCGGCAACUACGUCGCCUACAUGGAGAGCCUUCUCAAUGCAAAUUUCCCUCAGGAAGACGGUGCUGGGCCCUUGUAUUAAACUAAUGUGAGCUAUUGGAGGUUGAAGGAUGGUGCGACGUACGCGCUCGAUCCGGUACAGACACGCUCUUACUGCAUGGACUUGUGUUUAAGUUAAUAUAUUUGAGUGGUGCUUUAACCUGCACUGAUAGGACAAUGCUUUUUUAAGUUCUUCUCUUGGUUGUUUUUCUUAUUUUUAUACUUUUUGUUUCCUUCACACGUGUCAUGACGGGGAGCAAACAUGUCUUCACCAUCAUAAACUCUGGGUGGAAUACCUCUGCAUUUCCUGAACUCCAAACUCUGGAAUUUUUUUUUUGUGAUAUAGAAAACUUAUUAUUUGUUAAUAUUUAAUUCUUUUGAUUUUGUUUUGAGGCAGGAAUCGAAUAACCAGCAGCAAUGAACAUUUUCUGAUUCCUGCCACUCGUGAGCUUCUGAGGCGUCUUCAGUUUAUCUGUCAAGACGACAUAUUUUCUUGCCGGGGUAUAAAAUGGGAUUUAAAAUGUAUUGUAUAGGAAGCUCAGUAUUUCAAUGUCCUAGUCAUAUAUUGAUAUAAUUAUUUGUACUAGAAAAAAAAAACCUGUUGGAUGCAAACACUAGUCUAUUGUCUGCAGAAUGCAUUACAUUUUGUGAAACUGUCACAGUAGUUGAAAUAUGACGGCUUAUGUAUUGAACUAAAAGGCGGCUUCACUUUUUGUACUGGCGUUAGUCUCAGGGUUCCUACAUCAGAGUAAUAAUCCAUACAACUUUUUCUAAGACUACUGCCCAAAUGAAAGCACUGUUUGACCCAUUCUCAUCUGGUCUUAGCACAUAGCAAAUAUCUCUUGGAACUUGUAAAAAUGGCUUAUUGGCAAAACUACGUAGGAGCCCUUACUCAGCAUUUUGUACCAAACUUAUUAUAUGUAAAAAGAUUAUUGUAUUGUAAGUGUUUUAUUUGUAUGACUCUGUUCUUAUCUAUAGUCAUGUUCAUGUUACCACAUGGCUCACCUGAAAUAUUACAGUCUAUAAUUUGAGGUUCACGAAUGUCUUCAAUUGUCAGCAUAACUUUGUACUGCUUUUCAAAGAUCAACACCAUGUAAAUACCACGGGCCAGUAUUGUGAUUCGGAGUCUCUUUUCCCUUUUCUUUCUGUCCUUUCAGCUCAAACAUUGACCCUACUAUUAUUAUGUAUCAAAAUAAUGAUCCACCAUGAUGUCAUACACAUUAAAACUUGCUAGUCGCCAUCUCA